Messenger RNA from Esox lucius (northern pike), 7975 nucleotides. RefSeq names its product Rho related BTB domain containing 4 (gene rhobtb4). Gene Ontology annotation, biological process: small GTPase-mediated signal transduction. The record is from RefSeq and is a predicted model, not a curated record. NCBI's taxonomy places the organism in Eukaryota, Metazoa, Chordata, Actinopteri, Esociformes, Esocidae. The coding region runs from base 547 to 2694 and encodes 715 amino acids. Gene Ontology annotation, molecular function: GTP binding; protein binding; GTPase activity. The transcript has 11 exons.
UGGGGUGGGAUGGGACCAGGGUGCGGUAACACAAAGGACUUGAGCUUUACUUUCUUGUCUCAAAUUUGCCUCCCUAUCAGUGCACUAUAGCCUAUUUAAAGGCAGUGGACGCUGUGUACACCACGUUUUCUUUUGUCUCAUGCAUGCGAUCUCAUUUGGGUAGGCGAUUUGGAUGAACCUAGCCAAGCCAGUCACUUGUUAGAUAACAGGCUAAUAAUAAAUAAUUUAAAAAUAAUAAUAGAACCGCGUUGUCUUUGUGAAGGCAAAGAGGAAACAGACAAAGAAAGUCUGGCGCUUGCUUCUCUUCCAAUGCCCCCGGUUUAGGUGUGACAGAAACAACAAAAGGACGUGGAAAAACUCGCAUCAGCACCAGUGAACACGCAGACCGAAACUGACGAACAACAGCCAGCCUCCAAAAGAAUCUCGCGAAGGGGACGAGCUAUAUCCCAAAAUAAAGUGAAAGAGCGAGAGAGAAGUGGUGUGAGGUGGACAACGCAGAACACCGAAAAUAUUCCGGAGGUGAAUGACCAGUGAAGGGCCCCCUUCAUGGAUCUGGACACUGACUAUGAGCGUCCCAACGUGGAAACCAUUAAAUGUGUGGUGGUAGGGGAUAAUGCUGUUGGCAAGACCAGGCUAAUCUGUGCCCGGGCCUGCAAUGCCACCCUCACACAGUACCAGCUGCUCGCCACCCACGUGCCGACCGUCUGGGCCAUCGACCAGUACCGCGUGUGCCAGGAGGUGCUGGAGAGGUCAAGGGACGUGGUGGAUGAGGUCAGCGUGUCCCUGAGACUGUGGGACACCUUCGGCGAUCAUCACAAAGACAGGCGCUUCGCUUACGGCAGGUCUGACGUGGUGGUGCUGUGCUUCUCCCUGGCCAACCCCAACUCCCUGCGCCACGUCCGCACCAUGUGGUACCCCGAGAUCAAGCAUUUCUGCCCGCGCACUCCCAUCAUCCUCGUGGGCUGUCAGCUGGACCUGCGCUACGCCGACCUGGAGGCCGUCAACCGCGCCCGCAGACCGCUGGCCAAACCCAUCAAGCCCACGGACAUCCUCCCACCGGAGAGGGGCCACGAGGUGGCCAAGGAGCUGGGGAUCCCCUACUACGAGACCAGCAUCGUGGCCCAGUUCGGGGUCAAGGAUGUGUUUGACAACGCCAUCCGGUCGGCCCUCAUCUCCCGUCGCCACCUCCAGUUCUGGAAGUCCCACCUGAAGAGGGUCCAGCGGCCCCUCCUACAGGCCCCGUUCCUGCCACCCCGUCCCCCGCGCCCCGUGGUGGGUAUCCCUGACCCCCCUCCCAUUGACGGAGAGGCACCCGACUCCCUCUUCUGCCAGCCACUGUGCGCCGACGUCCUCUUCCUCCUCCAGGGCGGCGCCAAACGUGUCUUCGCACACAAAGUCUACCUGGCCACCUCCUGCUCCAAGUUCUACGACCUCUUCACCCUGGACCUCCUGGCCACCGAGCUGACCUGGGAUGGCGAGGAGCGCGUGGAGUGCGGCGAGGAGGACGAGCAGAGCAGGAUGGGGGCCAAGGAGCAGGCGGGACGCACCAAGAGCCUGGACAUUGACAAAGAGGGCGAAGGGGGCGUCAAGGGACUCAAACGGCCCCCCCUUCUCCAGCAGGGCUCCCUUAGGACUUCUAAAAGUGACAAUGCCCUCCCCGCCAGGAGCCAGUGCUCCUUGGGGCCCCUAAGGGCCGGGCGUGGCCUGUCGGGCUGGGGGAGGGGCUUCCUCAGCGUUGGCCUGGAGCAGGUAGCAGACCCCGAGACAGGGCGACCUCGUCUGAUGACCGUGGUGUCCAUGGACGGCCUCAUACAGGAGGAACCCUUCCAGGCGGUGCUUCAGUACCUGUACACAGGCAGCCUGGACGAGGGAGGAGGUGACCUGAUGCAGGUGGCCACUAUCGCAGAGCUGCUGGAGGUGUUUGACCUGCGAAUGAUGGUUGCCAACGUGCUGAACCGUGAGAGCUUCAUGAACCAGGAGAUCACCAAGGCCUUCCAUGUCCGCCGGGCAAACCGCAUCAAAGAGUGCCUGAGCAAGGGUACCUUUUCCGAUGUGGUGUUCCGCCUGGACGACGGACACCUGCCAGCCCACAAGCCCUUGCUGAUCUCCAGCUGUGGCUGGAUGGCCGCCAUGUUCCGGGGAUCCUUCAUGGAGAGCUACAUUAAGGAGGUGCCCAUCCCUGACACCAGUUGUGCUUGUAUGCAUGCGGUGUUGGAGUUCCUGUACUGUGGCCUGCUGGUGCCGUGUCCUGACCUGGAGCCGAUGGAGCUUAUCGUCCUGGCCAACCGGCUGUGUCUUCCACGCCUCGUCGCCCUCACUGAGCAGCACGCAGUGAAUGAGCUGCUGCAGGCAGCUGUGAAAGGGGAGGAUAUUGACGGUCAGGUGCUGUCUUACCUGGAGUUGGCUCAGUUCCACAAUGCCAAGCAGCUUUCUGCCUGGUGCAUCCAUCACAUCUGUACCAACUACAACAGCGUCUGUCGCAAGUUCCCCAAAGACAUGAAGGUUAUGUCUCCAGAGAACCAGAGACACUUUGAGAAACAUCGUUGGCCUCCCGUGUGGUUCCUGAAGGAGGAGGACCGCUACCUGCGCUCCCAGAAGGAGCGGCAGCGGGAGGAGGAGAUCCUGCGCAAGCAGCACACCAAGAGGGGCUGGUGCUUCUGGAGACACCCGUCGUCUUCGCCUCACGUCUCCUGAUGCCGUCCCCCCUCCACGACCUCUCCCGACCUCUGACCUGUCACACCCCUCAUCCUGGAAUAAAGUCUGAGGAAGAGAGCUACUUGCCUGAUCCCCCUAGCAGAAGAGCCAAGACUCCCCUCCCGUGCGUGCGUGCGUGCGUGUGUGUGUGCGUGCGCGUGUGUGUGUGUGAUAUUCUCCACCUUCACAGCUGUAGUUGCCUGGUCAGUUGCCUGGUCAGUUGUCUGUGCCCCAGGAAGCCAAGCGUCACCAGGCCUGAGGCCUUUCCAGUGCUGCCCCGUGUUCCUAGGUCCCAGCCAGCUGUCGGGUUGGGCUCGAUGGGACUGGGAACAAGGGCUCUCUCAGUCACACAGAUGCUAAAGACAAUUCCACGGACAGCCACCAGGACGCUUCUGUGGCGAUCUGACCUCUACCUUCCCGUCGCUUCAGACUGUUAGUGCGCUGGACUAAUGCAAGGAGCCCUGGGGGCGCCGGCACCAGUCCACAACCUGCUGGAAUGCCUCUGUUGGGUUCAGCUUUUGCCACAAGGUCUGAUCAGGGGACAUUACACCCGUGCAACCACAUGCAAUGUGUUGACGACCCUGUUAUCCAAAAAUGCGGCAGGGAUUUGAAAUCAGAGUAGACCCCAUCCCAGAGUAUCUGAUCCCCACCACUGACCUUUUAAUCCACAGACUUUGUCCUCCGCCCUUUGGCACCGUUUUGUUUUCUCUGUGGUUGCAUCACGUUGGAGCUCCAUGGUGAUAGUCUGAACCCAAAACGAUGCCCUCGACUGUCCAGGACGGGGGAGUGGAAAGGCUGGUCAGGGUUCAGCACCCACCCUUCCCCCAAAUGAACACUUGAAUUCUGGAUCAGAGGGCUAUUUGAUACCACUACCAUAGGAGAGAGUGAGAACCAGAACUGGACAGAGAUGUUCUUGCUCUGUCUUGAUUGACCACUAAGGUACCCCCCGGUCAGACUCUUCUUCCCUGGACCCUAUGGGGCAGCUCUGCUCAGGGUUCCUUAUUCAACCGUCACCAGGAGCAACGUUUUUCGUCCCUGCCUGGGUAUUUCCUCGAUUCCAACCUCUUCAGACUUUAUUUUAUUCCAGUCGUAUUUCACGGUCAACUGUUUUGCCGUAACUGAGUAUUGAAAGCACAGGUAUUAUACCAAAAAAAAUAAAAAUAACAAAGCUGUGACCUGUCCGUCCGUCCCCUCAGCCCCGCCCUCCUGUUCUCCGUGUCGCGGCACUUACGGGAAGGGGAAAACCGAAUGGAUCCGGAACGUUUGAUCCCGCUCUCUAAUGCUGCAGUGCCAGGUAAAGCCCCGUGGUCAGUGCCCAACGUUGCUCUCUGUUCCGCACGACGGAAUGGAAAGUGGUGCUCAGGAUGUCUGCAACAAGACCGUGUCCAAGACUCACGCAAACACGCCCCCACGCCCCCUCACCCGCCCCUGUGGGUUUGGUCCGGUGCCCGCCCACUCCGUCAGUGUUAACCAAUGGGACAACCUUUCACGUCACCCCAGUGUUCUUCAGUUGUGAUGCACAAGUGUCCAGGGUCUCUUCCAAAAACAGGGGGGGGGGGGGAGUUGUGUUUAGGGUCUUUUCUUAUCCAAAGGUGUGUAGCAGUCUAAUUUACUCCAGGUUAGGGAAUGUGUUCAUAGUGUUAUUCAUUUCGCUGUUGAUCAUUUCAACGCUUCAAAAUGUGUUCUUAACAUUGCGUCUACUUUGUAGGUUUCAAUGCAGUAUUAGACCAAAUAUUUCACUUGCUUUUCAGUUCUGGGGCUACAGAGUGCAGUUUCUUUUCAUUGUGAAUGGGUGUGCUGUUUCAGUGAGUUAACUAAGAGAACUUGAUUGUGUCGGCUUCGAAUUGGAAGCUCCUGGAUUUUAGUUAAACACUACUGAAGUUGAAUGUCGUACUGCUGAGGAAUCCUCAACCAACCACUGCUCCUAUUAUAAAAUGUGUAUUAUUUUAGAAAACAGGUGUGUUGAAAGGAGAAAAAGAUAACCAUCAAAGUGUUUUAUUUUCUUUGAACACAGAAAGGGAAUGUGGAGAAAAAAAGUAUUUGUGACACACUUUCUUCAGCACCCUUUCACCACCAGGGUUUCCAAGGUGACAGUGAGAGAUGAAGGAUGUCAGACCUCAUGGCUUGUUUUGCUUUUUCUUCACAGGAGGCGUGGUCAAGUCAUCGACAGCCACUGAAAUAGCUUUGCAAUAAGAUCUCACGGGACCUUAGCGAUAAUUAGCGUUGACCGUACCAAAAAAAAUACACAUUAUAAGAAUGACAACCUAAAAUGUCUGAUUUUAUAUUUUGUGCAUAUUUUGGAGUUGGAACACAUUUUGGAGCUGGGUCAUUAGAAGAUGAACAUGAGGACCGUACACACAGUGACUUUUAUGACCACUUUGGGUGCCCCGCGAGGAGGGAUUGGAGUUGACUUGCUAGUAGUUGACACGCCCUACAAUGCCUUCUCUCACGGUUGCUGCCUUAAAGAUGCACGUCCCCUACUUGGUCACAGUGUUGUUGUUGACCCUCUCCUAGGGAACCACGUCUGUCUCGGUUCUGUUGUUGCACUCUGGAGCGGUCUGUGGACCACCGUCUUAAUGGAAAGCAGUGUUAUAUGGUUGAACACAGGUUCUACUGAUUAUAAUGGAGUAGUGGAGCUGAUUGAUUCUGUCUCUGGCAGUGCUUGCACACACUGUUUCAUACACCAACCACACCAGGGAGGCCGCUCUCUCCCUGGUCACCCUCCCGCGUCUGAGUCGAUCAGGCGGGGCUACAGCACCCAACGCUGCUCCUGGAGAGUCGCUGGUCCUUCUGGUGGUCAAUCAAACAUAGGCCUUGGGUUAAAAGGUGAGGGUUUUAGGAUUUUGAACCUUACUCUGAGGAUAUUGGCUGCCUCGUGAUAAUGCCAGACAGUAAUCGUGGGGUUGCGCUUGCAUUUUGCAUGCUGGCCUGGGUUUGGCAUCAUAAUGGCACUUUUUUUCUGACAUUCACUAUUAAAUUGCACCUUGUGUUGUUUUGCCUUUUUGUGCUUGGCAUGGACUUCUUAAAAAAAAAAAGGUUAUUUUGUAGCAUUGGGUCUUUUUAUUGGAUCUCUUUUUAGGCUUUAUAGAGUAUGUAUGUUCACUACUAAGGCAACAGGUCUUAAAGAAAAUGUAAUCAGCGCGUGUGAAGUCAUAAUAUUAGAAUAUUGAAUUUAAUAUUAUUAUUAUUAUACAUUCAAUGUACAUCCGAGAGGUAACAAAACUGGGAUAUCUGAAUAACAUUUAGGGUACACAGGACUUUGCAGAUUGUGUACAAGACUUGUGUAAAGCGUUAUAGCAGUGUUAUAACAGUGUCUUAGUACUGACAGUGGUAUAUUGGAUACAGGAGUUUUGGUACGGUGGGGUAUUCUUAGAUUUUGGGCACAUUGUUACCUCAGGAUUUGAUGGCCCCGGUGCUACUGUAUUGUAAACUUAGUUGCAGUUUUCUCGCACGUUUUAACACAGUGUACAGUUCAUACCCCUUGAGAAUGUCCUGUUCAUAUGGUGGGCUGCCUUGUGAGCUAAGAGGAAUGUUAUUUUUUUAGAUUUGGCUGAAAUGCAUGUAUGCUUAAGGAAAGUGAUUAUUUGGCUUGGAUCAGAUUGUUGAACCGCAUUGCCCCCCAGUGGCCCAUUUCUGUAACUACAAAUGUGGUGCUAGAGUAGGAAUCAUCUUGUACUGCAAGAUUCAUAGAUAAUUUGUUUCAGCUCAAGAUUAGUAUUGGCCAAAGAAAAUGUUUCAUUGCUUGAGAAUUUGCUGUAGAGUUCAUAAAGCAGAUAAUUUCUUACAUUAUUUUUAUUUUUUAAAAGAAGCCUUUGUUGUUUUGGUUGAUUCCAUUCUAGAAAAAUCACAUGAUUUCACCUGACAUUUCACAUGACCCUUUUGAAUUGUUUUUGGAGCACUUCAUGGGUUCACAAGUUUUGUGUUAUCACGUCACCACAUGAAAAGUACACAAUCUCCUGAUCACAAGAAAACAAGUCUUCUGGAACAGCUUCCGUUUUCACAUGUGAAAUGUGUAUUUUCAGUGCAGGUUUGCCCUGGCCUGGCGUCUCCUGUGCCUUUGAGAUGAUCUCAUGCUGUCGCCUGUCUCCUGAGCCCUCCGUUAACCCUUCUUCAAUCCUGUCCUAAUUAUGACCUAGGGCCUUUAAACCACUGCCUUCUGGGUUCAGCUUAGCACCCACGUGCAAGCAAAACACACACACACACACACACACUCAACCUGGCAGCUUUCCUCCAUGUUUCCGAGUGCCUGUAGAUUGACCUGUGUUUCCUUAAUGCUGUUCUGUGUACCCUCGGAAAUGGAACAGUUCCAAAAAAGGAUUCUUAUAAGGGUUCCCCCACAGGGACAGCCUAAGAACUCUUUUGAAAUCAGUUUUUCCCAGGGUGCACCGAGACAGCUCUGUUGUUUGACGUCUGACGGCAGGGUACACAAUGCAAAAGUCUCCCAAACUUUGAGCUUUACUGGUAUGUCAUCCAAACUGUUACACCAACCAAACUGGUCCCUAGGAAGUAAACCGUAGAGAAGACAUUUUAGAAUCAACAGAUUUCAGAUUCUGUAACAAAACUGAUAUUUUGCACUCGGCAGUCUACAUAGGCCUGCACUCUCUGUUAUGUAGCCUUUACACCACGUGUGUCCUAUUGGAUUAGAUAUAAACCACGUUUAACCAGCUUGCCUGAGCAGUAAGAAACAUCUUCAACCUAGCUGGCUCCUGCUCUCUCCCUCCCUCUGUCUCUCUCUUUCUCCCUCUCUCUCUGUCUUUCUUUGGUCUGACUCUUUAGACAGAGACCCCCCCUAGUGUGGUGGAUGUUAACUCAUAACAGCUGUGUGACGAGUAUUCCCACUUUUAGAGACGACACCAUGACAGCAGUUUGACAUGAAGGAGCUGGGAAUGGGCGGAACAUGUGUCGGUAGGCUGAAGAUGAGUCUCUGCUCUGUGACUUUUCAGUGUGACUUAUACUCCGAUGAGUCUCUGCUCUGUGACUUUUCAGUGUGACUUAUACUCAGAUGAGUCUCUGCUCUGUGACUUUUCAGUGUGACUUAUACUCUGCGUUAUUAUGCACUGUUGUUUCCAUCUUCUCAGUUCAAUUUCAAGUGAAUAUGGAUAUUAACUGCUUGUGUUAAAAGUGUAUUAAACUGAAAAAUUGCACACACACAAUACACCACAUAAAAUAUUAAGGGCUUUUUUAAGACAACAAUCGGAAUGUUUUGCUGCUUUCGCAAAAAUGUUUUGAAUAAUCCUUUGUAAUAUUUUUGAAGAACUGUGAUUUGUUAAAAAAAAACAAA